AGGUCAAGGGAAGUGAUUCUCCCUCUCUAGUCCGCUCUGGUGAGACCCCACCUGGAGUACUGUGUCCAGUUCUGAAGCCCCUAUUACAGGAAGGAUCUGGAUGUGCUGGAACAUGUCCAGAAAAGGGCCACAAGGAUGAUUAGAGAGCUGGAGCACCUCUCUUAUGAGGACAGAUGGAGGGAGUUGGGGCUAUUCAUUCUGGAGAAGAGAAGGCUCCGAGGAGAACUAAUUGUGGCCUUCCGGUAUCUGAAGGGGGCUGACAAGAAAGCUGGGGAGGGACUUUUUAGGAUGUCAGGUAGUGAUAGGACUAGGGGCAAUGGGAAAAAAAAUAGAACUGGGUAGAUUCAGAUUGGAUAUUAGGAAGAAGUUCUUCCCUAUGAGGGUGGUGAAACACUGGAACAGGUUGCCCAGGGAGGUGGUGGAAGCCUCAUCCCUGGAGUUUUUAAGGCCAGGCUGGGUGUUGCUUUGAGCAACGUGAUCUAGUGUGAGGUGUCCCUGCCUAUGAGAGGGGGAUAGUAACUAGAUGAUCCUUGAGGUCCCUUCCAACCCUAACAAUUCUAUGAUUCUAUGAUUCUGUUCUUCCCUCUUUUUUCAAUUUUUCAUUUAACAAGUGUUGGAUACUCAAUACCCCUUCAUACUAAAGGGAGUAACUUACAGACAGCAAGGAUAAAAUGUCCCUGAAAUUGUUUGUCAAUAUAAUCUUACAGCAAUUGUUUUCCACUUUUAGCCCCGAGAGGAAGGCCGAAUGCGUUUCCACAGACUGCACAAUGUCCAGGUUGCACUUGACUAUUUGAAAAAACACCAGGUGAAACUGGUUAACAUUAGAAAUGAUGACAUAACAGAUGGAAAUCCCAGACUGACUUUGGGGUUGAUAUGGACUAUCAUUUUGCACUUUCAGAUAUCUAAUAUCCAUGUUACUGGAGAGUCAGAAGACAUGUCUGCUAAAGAGAGACUGCUGCUGUGGUCCCAGCAGGCAGCCCAGGGAUAUGCUGGCAUGGGCUGUGAAAAUUUCACUACCUGCUGGAGUAAUGGGAGAUUAUUUAAUGCCAUCAUUCACAAAUACAGUCCCUUUUUAUCAUCCUGGCAUUUAAGUAUAGGCAGGACAGGUGCAGAACUGAUCACCAAGGUGCAAAAUUGCAGUACUGGCAAAAGCCAUCAGCUCCCACAUGACCUGGGACCCCCAUAUUCUUCCCUGUAUGGCUUCACCUUGGCCCUGGAGCCUACAGUUUCUUUGGUGUUUGUGCUUGGAGCUCUCUGA
This is a messenger RNA of Dryobates pubescens (Downy woodpecker), 1258 nucleotides long. RefSeq names its product plectin-like. Gene Ontology annotation, molecular function: actin filament binding. Lineage: Eukaryota; Metazoa; Chordata; Aves; Piciformes; Picidae. The transcript is spliced from 4 exons. Bases 746 to 1258 code for a protein of 170 amino acids. Gene Ontology annotation, biological process: actin cytoskeleton organization. The record is from RefSeq and is a predicted model, not a curated record. Gene Ontology annotation, cellular component: plasma membrane; cell projection; cortical actin cytoskeleton.